AUGGAACAUAGUGACGGAGGACCAUUAACAAAUGGUAACUGUGUUCCUUGUGAUGAAAAAAAUUACGCUAUUCAACUGAUCGAUGUUGAAAAACAUUUUGGACAAACAGAAGUUUUAAAAUCAAUUUGUCUCAAUCUUGAACGAGGAGGAAUCUUCGCUCUUCUUGGACCCAGUGGUUGUUCUAAAACAACAUUAAUUCGUGUUAUUGUUGGUCGUUUACAUCCUGACUCGGGAAAUGUCAUUGUUCUUGGGAAACCACCGCAUUGUUACGAUCAUCAUGUACCCGGAAAACUUAUCGGUUAUAUGCCACAAGAAUUAGCGUUAUAUCGUGAAUGUACAAUUACUGAACAAUUAUUUUUCUAUGGACGUUUAGCGGAUAUGAAUAAAACAAAAAUUAAACAACGUAUUAAAUUUUUAACACAUCUGUUAGAUUUACCAUAUCACAAUCAAAUGAUAAUGACAUUAUCAGGCGGACAACAACGACGAAUUUCAUUCGCCGUAGCAUUGAUACAUGAACCAAAAUUAUUGAUAUUAGAUGAACCAACGGUGGGUGUUGAUCCAGUAUUAAGAAAAAAAAUAUGGAAUCAUUUAAUAGAAAUAACAUUAAAAUCAGAUGUCACUGCUCUUUUGACUACACACUAUGUUGAAGAAGCCCGGCAGGCAACUUUGGUUUCAUUCAUGAGAAGAGGACAAUUAUUAGAAACGGGAAAACCAGAUGAAUUGAUGCACAAAUAUGAACAACAGACAUUAGAAGGUGUAUUUUUAGAACUUAGUGAAGAACGUGAUCAUAAUGAUGUUAAUCAGAAUUAUUCUCAUCAAACUAAAAAGGCAUCUGUACCUUUCAUAAGAAGACUUAAACGAUGUUCUGAGUCUUUACUUCGUACGUGUCAUCGAAAAUUAUCAGUCAAAAAUAAAUGUUCGAUAGGUACUCGAACAUGUUGUAAUAGAUCAUUUGCUCGUUCACUUGGAGCAUUAUUAAUUAAAGAUGUAAUUAAAUUUCAACGAAAUCCACUAAUGCUUAUUAUACAAUUUAUUGUACCGGUUAUACAAAUAUCAUUAUUCUGUUUAUCUGUAGGACGAAAAUUAACCGGAUUACCUGUAGCAUUCGUUAGUCGAGAAUUUGAUCAAUUUGGAACAGCAACAGAAACUAUUUUACUUAAAGCCGAUAGAACAGUUUUCAAUAUUAUCGAAUAUGACUCUUUAAUAAAAGCUCAACAAUCUCUUGACCGUGGUCGAGUAUUUGGUGUUAUUGAUAUUGGUGGAAAUUUUACAAAAGAAUUAUUUCAAAAAUCGUCAAAUUGGUAA
Molecule: messenger RNA, 1305 nt
Organism: Didymodactylos carnosus
Lineage: Eukaryota; Metazoa; Rotifera; Eurotatoria; Philodinida; Philodinidae
Source: the annotation of a GenBank genome assembly